AUGUUGGGGUCCUUCAAGCAGUCCGCUCUCUAUCAGGAGCUGAAUGCCCGUCUCGUGUUCAUCGGAUGCUUAGUCUCCUUGGGCGCCAUGGGGUUCGGGUUUGACAACUCCUGGUGGGGAGGUGCGUUAGGUCUCGAGCAGUUUAACAAACAUUAUGGAGUAUACGAUCCAAGCACUGGUGGAUACGUCCUUCCCUCGGAGAAGCAGUCAGCUGGCACAGGCACCGGUUCGGCUGGUAUCAUUCUGGGAUGUCUCGCAGCCCCUUGGUUGUGUUCGCAUUUGGGAAGGAAACCGACAUUGUUGGUGAUGUCAGGUCUCCUGACUGUUGGAACCGUUCUGGAGGCUUCCGCUGUCACCUCAUUCUGGCAACUUGUUGUUGGUCGUAUCGUGGUAUAUUCUGGUAUCGGCGUCGCAUCCAAUGUGGUCCCAAUGUAUCAGUCCGAAUGUGCUCCCACCAAGGUUCGAGGUGCGUUUCUAACGGCAUACUCGAUUUGGAAUACCUUUGGUGGCUUCCUCGCGACCCUGGUGGUUUUCCUUUGUCAGAACAUCAAAGGCGAGUGGGCGUAUCUCACGGUCAUUCUCUGUCAGCUCUUGGUUCCUCUAGGCAUCGUGUUGGGAUAUCCCUUUCUCCCCGAGACCCCUCGAUACUUGGUCUAUCGCGGACGGUUGCAGGAAGCUGAAGCGUCCAUGAAAGUUCUGUUUGGGGCCGACUACAACGCGAGCGAGGAAAUCCAACUCUUGCAGCUCCAGCUGGAAGAGCAACUUGAAUUCCACAAGGCAACGAGCGUGCUGGACUGCUUUCGCGGCGUGAACCUGCGACGGACCAUCAUCGCGAUGGGUGUACAAAUCCUGCAGCAGGCUCAGGGUAUCUCGUUUAUCAACAAUUUUAUCGUGACAUUCAUGAAGCAGCUGGGAUUCCCAGAUCCACUGAAGUCGAAUGUCAUUGUCCAGACUUGUGGUCUUGUGGCCAACUGUAUCUCCCUGUACACUUUUGACAAGCUGGGACGGCGGAUCAACAUGCUUGUGGGUGCUUUGCUCAUGGCGGCCAUGAUGAUGGGGGUCGGUGGCGCCAGCGCAUACGGAACGUCCAACCUCACCACCAUGGCCCAGAAUGGAUGCGUCGCAAUGCUCAUUCUGUGGUAUGUCUUCUACGGUUUAUCAUGGGGACCGGGUGUCUGGAUUCUGUCCGGUGAAAUCGGAACAGGUCAAUUGCGAGAACGGACCCUGCUGUUGGCAUCGCUCGGAAGUUUUGUCACCUCCGUGCCCAUCAACUUCGUGAACCCAUACGUCCAAGCUGCUAUCGGCGGUCGUGUCACGUUUAUCUACGGCAGUUUCUCGGUUGCCGCGAUCGCGUUCGUGUAUUUCCUGCUGCCGGAGACUAAGGACCGAUCCCUGGAGGAGCUAGACGAAAUGUUCCAGAACAAAGUUCCCACGAGAGAGUUUCCCACCUAUGUUUGCACGGGUCUGGGGGCCCAAAUUACGCAGCUGGAGAAUAAGGACGACCUCGGCGACAUGAAGGUCAAGCAGGUUGAGCAUGUGGAAGCAGCGUUGUAG
This is a messenger RNA of Aspergillus bombycis, 1554 nucleotides long. RefSeq names its product putative sugar transporter. Gene Ontology annotation, biological process: transmembrane transport; carbohydrate transport. Gene Ontology annotation, cellular component: membrane. The transcript has 3 exons. NCBI's taxonomy places the organism in Eukaryota, Fungi, Ascomycota, Eurotiomycetes, Eurotiales, Aspergillaceae. Bases 1 to 1554 code for a protein of 517 amino acids. Gene Ontology annotation, molecular function: carbohydrate:proton symporter activity. The record is from RefSeq and is a predicted model, not a curated record.